UUUUGCUGUCAAAACACAUUUUCCAUUUUGCCUUGAAAAUGGAAUUAUUGCGAUUUUGCCCAAUGAAAAGUGAAAAACUCCCUCUCAAGUUGCUAUCACUUCGGUCAGGGCAGGUAGAGCUUUGCACUGGAAUGACUCACAUGGGAUACAAUUGUGGAAUUUGUGCAGAAAUGCUGCAUUUGUGAUUUUUCUGUCCACCUCCUUUGCCCCUCCAAAACAGAAAAAUAAAUUGAAGUGCGAACAAAGUACCCAGGAAGUUUGUGUGAAUCGGUCUGGAUUUUCGUGCCUUGAGUUUCUGGGUUUGAAAGAGGGAAAACAUUGGGCCGAAAGUGUACUUGGGGAGUGAUAAAAAUGCUGCCAAUGCAGUCAAAUAGAGUUUUGGGUGAUUUUGUGUGAUAAGUGUUGCAGAGGGAGGGAGAUUUGAACAGGGAGCCCCCGAGAGACUUCUCCCCUGAAUCUUCACACCCAGUUUGAGUGUGGAAAAAGUCACAGGCUGCUAUGACUGAAUCAGCGAAUUUGCUGGAGCUGUGCUAUAAUUAAGGGGAGAGAGUGAGCGAGACAUUCACCUCGGAAUCCUUGAGGUUAAUAUCGCCAGAGAUUAAAGAGACAAAAGCUUUUGUGGGGGACAAUGCUGAAGAUGGAGAUUGUCUACCUCAUGUCACUGACAGUGCUGGUGCACGAGAUUGCGGGGGAUAUUCUCGUGUAUCCGCAGUAUGCCAAUCAGAUUGUGGCUCAAUUUCACGAUAUGCCUGCGCAUUUUGGGCCCUCCUUCUCAUCGCCGGGACUUAAGGCAGUGGCCAUCAAUGCCACUCCGGCUAAUGCCUGCACGGCACUCGAUCCGCCACCGGCGGUGCUCAAUGACUCCCAUCCAACCAAGUACGUGGUUCUGGUGGCCAGGUACAACUGCAGCUUCGAGGAUAAGAUCAAGAAUGCUCAGAAGGCCAACUUUGAUGCUGUGAUUGUCUACAAUGUUGGCAGUGAUGAGCUGGAGCAGAUGUCAGUUAAGGAUCCGGAUGAAAUAUUCAUUCCGGCAAUGUUUGUGGGCGAAAAUACGGGAAAGAUCAUCCUGUACAACUAUCUCUAUCAGGAUGGCUAUGUGCUGGUGCUCAAUGAUGAUCUGCCCUUCAAUAUCAACACCCACCUCAUCCUUCCAUUUUCCAUUGUGGUGGGUUUGUGCUUUGUCAUCAUGAUUGGAUUCAUGGUGGUGAAGUGCAUCCGCGAGCAGCGCCGCCUGCGACGCCGUCGAUUGCCUAGCAGUGUCCUCCGCAAAAUUCCCACAAUUAAAUUCACCAAGCACGACAACUACGAAACCUGUGCCAUCUGCCUCGAUGACUACGUCGAGGGAGAACGGCUACGGGUACUGCCAUGUAGUCAUGCCUAUCACACCAAGUGCAUUGAUCCGUGGCUGACGAAGAAUCGUCGCGUGUGUCCCAUCUGCAAGCGGAAGGUUUUCGGGAGGGGUGAGCGGAGGCGCCCCAGGAGACAACGAUCGUCGUCGGACAGCAUGUCCUCGUCGGAUGUAGAUGACACUACGCCACUACUCAAUCCCGUGGGAAAUGCAUCACACGGGACUUUUGGCUCUGCUGGUAGCCGGGGAAGAGGUCCAGCAGAGCCACGCGCCAACGAGGGAGUUCCACCGAGGGUGAAUCCCUUCGAUCGUGUCCCGAAUCUCCCUCCGCAGGUGGCCUUCAAUGAAACAGCUGGACCACCUUACCUGGGUUUUCUACUCAGAUUCUUCCGGAGAGGCCAGUUACCGCCAGAUGCACCAGCUGCCGGUCCCAAUGCUGUGGCUAGUGAGAGUCAGAUGGAGAGGGGUGAACGGAGGAUUGGGAUUCCAGUUCGAUCAGCUUCCAGCAAUAACAUUUUGAAUGCCAAUUUGAGUGGAUCGCUGAGGAGUGAAGAUGAUGACAGUGACGGACCAAUUUUUGCUUCGGCAGCGCUGAGGAGGCCACAGCUGGAGCCAGUAGCUGCUCCGGCGGGCGGCAGGAUUGGCGUGGCUGCUCUGCCAAAUGCAAAUUUCUCGGUGCAGCAGCAGCAGCCGCAGAGGACAAGGAGAUCCAGGAGGAAUCGACCAUCAUCCCUCAAUACCAACCACAGCGAUGACUAUGUCGUGUGAUCAGAUGCGAAUCGCCCUCGCUCCCUCGCAGUUCACCUGCAAUCCCUGACGCCGGAUAAGAUGGUGAUGAGAUAUGAGAUAAUUGCUAAUAUUGUGGAAAUAAAGAGAACGUGCAGAAAGUGUGUGUACAUUGCGGGGAAGGAGGACUUUUUGAUAACGGAAAAAAUGGAAAAUAUUUUAUGAUUAUUGUGAUUUUAAAUUGCGAUUUUAAAAACUAGUUGUCCGCAGAGGAGGAAAAAAAAGGCAAAAGAGAUAGAGAUAGAAAUUCUCCCCUAUCGUAUAUGAACAUAUAUGUAAACUACAUUAAAAGUGAAAUGAACUUUUUUCUUUUCUUUUUUUUUUGAAUGAAAACUGAAUUGAAUGAGAAAAGAAAUCCAAAAAAAAAUAAUUAUGAAAUAAUGCUUAAUAAGAGAGUUGGGAGCUAGAGGAUUAUUUUAUGAAAUUUUCCGUUGUUACUAAUCAUAGUGUAAAAUUCUGUGUAAUUGUUACAUCUAGAAGUCGAAAUUUAAUAUUAAAAAUGCAACAUAAUAAACCUUUUCCAUUCAA
Phlebotomus papatasi is the source of this 2662-nucleotide messenger RNA. RefSeq names its product E3 ubiquitin-protein ligase Godzilla (gene gzl). NCBI's taxonomy places the organism in Eukaryota, Metazoa, Arthropoda, Insecta, Diptera, Psychodidae. Gene Ontology annotation, cellular component: nucleoplasm; cytoplasm. The coding region runs from base 629 to 2116 and encodes 495 amino acids. The transcript is spliced from 4 exons. The record is from RefSeq and is a predicted model, not a curated record.